GAAAAAUAAAAAAUUAUCUUAGAGCCGCCAUACAAAGGUUUCAAGAAUUCCAAGUCAAGUGGAAGCAGAAAAAUCAAAGUCAAAGGUCAACAAGAGCCUAUCUAAUAAUUUAGUAAAAGUGUGUGGGGUUAUUAGUUUUUAUUAUAAACCACCAAGUUGUGUAUAAAGAGAGAUUUGUUUUGUGCAUUUGCAAGACAUCUCAAACCAAAAAAAAAAAAAAAAUCAAUAAAGAGAAAUCAUCUUUCUUCCCAAUUUUUUGUUCUCACCUUCUCAUUUCUCAUGGACAGAUCUCAGGAACUCUAUGCCAGUGGUGAGCAGAACCUAGAAGCAAACCUAAUAGAGCAUGAGGUAACUGAGUCAUCAUCGGUACCUCAGACCAAAAACUACAAAAGGUGGCUCCGUCUCUCCAUAUAUGUAUUCUUUGUCCUCUCCUGUCAACCACUUGCUACAAUUCUAGGUAGAUUGUACUAUGAAAAUGGUGGGAAGAGCACAUACGUGGUAACACUUCUCCAGCUCAUUGGCUUCCCUGUUCUUGUUCUCUUCCGCUUCUUCUCACAAAUCAGACAACCAAAAUCAACAGACACAGAUUCCAAUAAGUCCCCUUCCUUCACCACACUUGCAUCAGUCUACUUGUGCACUGGACUUCUAAUAUCUGUUUACGCUUAUCUCUCUGCAAUUGGAUUGCUCUACUUACCUGUUUCUACUUUCUCCCUCAUCUUGGCCUCACAGUUAGCCUUCACUGCCUUCUUCUCUUACUUCCUUAACUCGCAAAAGUUCACACCUUUCAUAGUCAACUCUCUGUUUCUCCUCACCGUUUCCUCUGCCCUCCUCGUGGUCAACACUGAGUCUGAAGACACAACGAAUGUGUCAAGAGUACAGUAUGUGAUCGGGUUCAUAUGCACCAUAGGUGCUUCCGCUGCGAUUGGACUGCUUCUAUCUCUGAUACAGCUUCUCUUCAGGAGGGUUUUCAAGAAGCAUACAUCCUCAGCAGUCAUGGACUUGUCCAUUUACCAGUCUCUAGUUGCAAGCUGUGUGGUUCUCAUUGGCCUUUUUGCGAGUGGUGAGUGGAGAACUCUGCCGAGUGAGAUGAGAAAUUACAGACUGGGACAAGUAUCUUAUGUUGUGACUUUGGCCUCGUCGGCUAUUUCCUGGCAAGUCUAUACCGUUGGUCUCGUGGGAUUGAUCUUUGAGUCUUCUUCUGUGUUCUCCAAUUCCAUAACUGCUGUUGGAUUGCCUAUAGUUCCAGUCGUAGCUGUGAUAGUGUUUCAUGAUAAAAUGGAAGCAUCAAAUAUCUUCUCCAUCGUUUUAGCGAUCUGGGGCUUCCUUUCAUUCGUCUAUCAACACUACCUCGACGAAAAGAAGUCCAAGACUUGCCAUGGAAACCCUGUCGAGGAAGAUACACAAACUUGAUGAAACGUAGCUGCGAUGAAGGUCAUACAAACAAACAAACAUACACGCAAACAAUCAUGCAUAUUCGAUGUUAGGCUCGUCUGUGUAAUUUUCGGUAAUGGUGUAUGCAAAUGGAACGCAUGUCUCUCUGCACGUAUAUCAGACAUGUGGAACUCUUGUUUGGCCAAAUAUUCAGUUAUAAGUAAAUGAGAAUCUUUUGUACAUAAGAUACCCACAUAUCAAGUAUUUGAAACUUCUAUCUAAAAGAGAAACACCCUAAUACGAGUAGGGUGAUAAACAGAGAC
This is a messenger RNA of Thlaspi arvense, 1694 nucleotides long. NCBI's taxonomy places the organism in Eukaryota, Viridiplantae, Streptophyta, Magnoliopsida, Brassicales, Brassicaceae. The record is from the annotation of a GenBank genome assembly.